AUGUCGAACACUCAAAGCCCAUAUGUUACUCUCGGCGUCGCUCGUGGCGCAGACGAGAAGACCAUCCGUUCGGCCUACCAUCGGCUUGCACGGGAACACCACCCAGACAAGAUUCAGGAUUCCGCCCUCAGCGCCGCAGGAGAGGAGAAGUUCAAGACCAUUCAGCAUGCCUAUGAGCUUCUCACCGGCAAGGCAAAGCAUGCCGAGGUUGAUAACCAAGCAGAGCCACAACCGGCGAGGCCUCCCCCUAGACGACGAACUCCGUCACCCUCUCCAUACGAUGGAAUUUUCAGAGCCCCAAGCGACUCUGGUUCUUGCACUGACGAUGAGGAUGCUUACAGAUUCCGCAAGAUGGGCCGCGCUGAGGCCGCUGCCCACUCUACUGCACGGAAAGCAAAUCAUGCCUUCAAGUGGGCCCAGGAGCAGUGGUCAGAAGCGGAAGCGAUGCUCGUGCACGCGAAGAAUGCAGAGCCAAAGCCCAUGAUACUCUAUUCCAACAUCGAACCAACCCGUGGGCCAGAGUCCUGCCGCGAGGCUAUCGCUAAAGGGCGCGUUCCAGAGUCCGUGUUGAGCAUGCAUACGAUCAAGUGGCAGAAUUCUGAGAGUAACUUGCGAAGCGCUAUUCAGCACUUCGACGAAGCUUCCGCGUCCUACAAGCGCGCCGAAAGAGUGUUCAAACGAGCUGCUCGGCUGUUUGACAACCUCGACCUCGACGAACACUACCGCGAGAACAGGAAUAUGGCGGAAGAAGCGCGACGCUUGGCGGCCGAGGCUACUGUCAAGGCCGAUGAGAGCGAGAAGAAGUUCGAGGAGACUGCGGCUGUGGCUUCGGCGUGGAGCCAUGCGGGCUCGGGGUUCUAG
Molecule: messenger RNA, 861 nt
Organism: Mytilinidion resinicola
Lineage: Eukaryota; Fungi; Ascomycota; Dothideomycetes; Mytilinidiales; Mytilinidiaceae
Product: DnaJ-domain-containing protein
Exons: 1
Coding region: 1-861 (286 amino acids)
Biological process (GO): protein refolding
Cellular component (GO): cytoplasm
Source: RefSeq, a predicted model, not a curated record